Molecule: messenger RNA, 834 nt
Organism: Papilio polytes (common Mormon)
Lineage: Eukaryota; Metazoa; Arthropoda; Insecta; Lepidoptera; Papilionidae
Exons: 5
Coding region: 209-754 (181 amino acids)
Source: RefSeq, a predicted model, not a curated record
UAAAACGCAAUUCUCACCUUCCGUUUAAUUGCAAAUUAAGUCAAUAGUGAUCAAUACUUUACGGCGACUCCCACCACACGAUACGCAAUUUUAGUUGAUCUAAUCCAAAAAAAAUCAAAAUAAACCAGUGACCGCCGCGACGCCAUAGCGAGUAUACCCGAUUAAUCACUCACCCUGUGCAGGACCCCCAACGGGUUCGAACCUGUCGAUGCCUAUACCGAAUGUUAUCACCGAUUUAAUGCGGUACAAACAAUCCUCCACGAUGAAAUCUUGCUUCUGUGUUCCCACCAAAGUUGCUGUGAUCGCUAUUGGAGUCGGCAGUCUUAUAAUUUUCACAGUAUUGUCUGUGACAUCGAUUAUUAUACUCGGGCUAGAAGAAGACAAUGAAAUAUUUAUAGCCUCCACGAGAUUUAAGGUUAUUUUUAUAAACGCGAUAUUAGUGCCCGUCCUGGUGGUGUCACUUCUGGCUACAUUUUUCAGUAUCCUUCUAAUUAUCGGAAUAUUUAAGUAUUUUCCUGGUUUGGUGCUGACUUACUUCGCCUUUGGUGUUCUGAUGACGAUGCUGAUGCUGCUCGGAUCUCUAUUAUUCCUGAUACAUAACUAUUGGUACAUAGCGAUUACAUUUUUCAUCGUUUCCGCUUUCUACUUUUACUGCCUGACUGUAGUGUACACAGUGUAUGGUCUCAUACAAAGAGGAGAUUUCUGUUUUAAUUCGGAAGACCAAAUGGACGACGUGCUUUUAAUUGUAGAUUAGUUUUUAAAUUUUAUGUUUUAUCAUUGUUUUAGACUGAAACGGCCAAAUACUGUAGCGAAACUUAAAUACGUCGCUACGUA